This is a messenger RNA of Penicillium cinerascens, 639 nucleotides long. Its product is annotated as DNA replication protein PSF1. The transcript has 3 exons. NCBI's taxonomy places the organism in Eukaryota, Fungi, Ascomycota, Eurotiomycetes, Eurotiales, Aspergillaceae. The record is from RefSeq and is a predicted model, not a curated record. The coding region runs from base 1 to 639 and encodes 212 amino acids. Gene Ontology annotation, cellular component: GINS complex. Gene Ontology annotation, biological process: DNA replication; DNA strand elongation involved in mitotic DNA replication.
AUGUACGGAGAACUGGGCAACAAAUUGGUGCAACAUGCAAAGCGAACCCAAUCCCUCGCCCAUCUCCCACCCUACCAGACCGAAAUUGUCCGCGCCGUGACUCGAGAGGUGCGGGAUCUGGACCGCGAUGUGACUCGCAUGCUUGAGCCCUUCGAGGGCGCAUUCAACCCGUCGGCCGACCCAGCCAUCGCAUGUUCCCUCCUAGUCGACCACCUAUGCAUGCGUCGAAACAAGCGCUGCCUACUGGCGUACCACCGCGUCCGAACCGAGAAACUCGAGGAACUCUGCUGGACCGGCGUCGACGUUCUGGAACAGCAACAGCCCAACGAUGCGUCCGAAGACCGGGGUCCAGGACAGUCUGGUGGCGGGCACAGCUCGCUAAGCCCCGAGGAAGAGGAAUACUUCCGGCAAUACGGCGACAUGCUGGCCGCAUAUAAAGGUCAAUGGACCGAUGUCGAUCUUACGGGAACACUGGAGCCGCCGAAGGAUCUAUUCAUUGACGUACGCGUGCUGAAAGAUGCCGGAGAGAUCCAGACGGAGUACGGGGUGAUCAACCUCACGAAAAACAGUCAACUCUAUGUUCGACAGGGAGAUGUCGAGCGACUAAUUGCACAGGGAUUCCUCGAGCGGUUGAGCUGA